CAAGUUUAUGUAAAGAUUUGCAGUUUUAUGCUAGAGCACACUGCUCAACCCAAAUUUAUUAAUCAAAUACCCAGCUGUUUAAAUGGGUAAUACAUGAUGUAUAAGCUGAUAUCUGCUGAAAGAAUAAAACAAAUUAAUUUGUUGGCACAAUCGUGACUGUGGUGAUUUCAUGUGAGGUCAACUUGGAGGCAGCAAUGAGCAUGAAUAGAAGUGCAGAAUUAUGAGCACAUUAGGGCACUGACUUUUGGACAUAGGUUUGUACUGAGAUUGGAGGGGGAUUUUACUGGAGUGAAUUGGUCAAGUGAGGACAAUGUCUGAUGUCAACAAGAUCAUUAAAAGAGGGACAGGGAGUGAACAGCUCAUACAACCCCCCCUUCCCCAACCCCCAUGUCCAUAUUAAAAAUGUAAGAAACACUAGGCCACACUCAUGAAAAAUUUAGCACACCAGUGAGUUUGAACAAAUGCCUCUGUGUUCUACCUUGUUACAGAAUGCUAAUACAGGAAUUGCCAUAGGGUAAUUUCACCAAGUAGCUUUCGCUGUUUGUCUUUGUCUGGUGAAAAAUAAGUGAGCCAAAUUUACUAGAGCAGAUAUGCCACUGAAAUGUUUAAUUCCUGGGAUGGAAUAUGAUACUGUACAGUCAAAGUAGUGAACUUUGGCACCAUUUCAAAUGUUCACAGUGAACCAUUUGGUGGCAGAGGAGGUCUGUUCAGGGCACUUUGGCAGCUGGUGGAGGGGGCUGCAGGAACUGGAAGUGCUGAAGCGGGGGCUGGGGCCAUGCUGACUAUAGAGCUCUUUAACCCACCUAUUAGCUACAGGUCACCUUGAAUAGAGAUCAGUGCCAGACACAGAGAGGAAGAUACACACACACAUUCACAGACACGCACACACACAUACACACGCAUGCACGCACAAAUGCGCCACACAACAGAAGAAGGAGAGGUCUAAUGGUGAUGACUCUAGUCUAUCCUUUAUCAUUGCUGGCAAUCUCCUCUGUCAGGCACUCUGCUCUCUGAGGGGCAGUACUAUCAUCUUUUGCAAAGAUAACUUAGCCAUCCACCUGCGCCAACAGGCUGUCCAAGACCACUGACAUGCUUUCAUUAUGCAGGAAACUUUGAAGCAAGGAGUACUUCUUAGUUGGAAAUAAAGAUUGCUGAUUUUCUCUGGAAAAGCACAUAAUGUGGUUCUGUGGUAAAUUUAGUUAAGAGCAUUUUCGCAAGUGUCCGUUCACAUCAAGUGCUAUUGUCGAUUCACAAUAUUAUCACAAAAACAAUAUUUAAAUAACAUGACUAAGGCUAGACUUAAGACCAUUAUUAGUUAGCAGGCAGAUAAGAAGCUUGCAGCACAGGACAAAAAUAGACUGAAGCUACAGUAAGUCGCCACUUCAUGGUCUUCACAGUACCCUUGAGGACUGUAUUUCCCCUACUAUCAACGGUACAGAGCUGUGUCCUUUAUUCAUUUGGCCUGAGAAUGUCAGCAAACAGUGCCUCUGAGUUUUACUGCAGUCACCGAUUUGAAUCUGGUGAAUCCUGAGUCACUUCUUCAUUGAGGAAUGACAGACCUGUUAUUGGAGUAAGGGGCUAGACAGUUCUGUCAACCAUUACGCUUUGAUGGUGUCUGAAGACUCAGGUACAGUACCAGGACAAAGCUGAAUGCCAACAUGAUCCAUAAGGAACAUGAAAAAUUCUGUUACUGAACAGCCGAAGGACCUGGGGAACUCCUUCUCUGCCUGAGUGCCUGCAGAAGAACCUGUCAGAAAUGUUCAGGUUUAAGAUGACAGAGGGGCGGCGAUGUCAGGUCCACCUUCUCGAUGACAGGAAACUGGAGCUGCUGGUGCAGCCCAAACUCAUGGCAAAAGAUCUCCUUGACCUGGUGGCAUCCCACUUCAACCUGAAAGAGAAAGAGUACUUUGGAAUAUCGUACACAGAUGAGACGGGUCACUUCAGCUGGCUGCAGCUGGACCGUCGUGUCCUGGAACAUGAGUUCCCCAAGAAGUCUGGCCCGGUGGUGCUGUACUUCUGUGUCAGGUUUUACAUUGAAAGUAUAUCCUACCUGAAGGACAGUGCAACUAUUGAGUUGUUUUUCCUCAAUGCCAAGUCCUGCAUCUAUAAGGAGCUCAUCGAGGUGGACAGUGAGGUGGUCUUUGAGCUCGCCUCCUACAUACUGCAGGAGGCAAAAGGUGACUUCACAAGUAAUGAAGUCACGAGGGCGGACCUGAAGAAGCUGCCUGCUCUACCCACCCAGGCACUGAAGGAGCAUCCGUCUCUGGCUUACUGUGAGGACCGGGUGAUCGAGCACUACAAGAAGCUCAACGGUCAGUCCAGGGGCCAGGCCAUCGUCAAUUAUAUGAGCAUAGUGGAAUCUCUCCCCACAUAUGGAGUCCAUUACUAUGCUGUAAAGGACAAACAGGGUAUUCCGUGGUGGCUGGGACUGAGCUACAAAGGCAUCUUUCAGUACGAUCACCAGGACAAGGUGAAGCCCAGAAAGGUGUUCCAAUGGAGGCAGCUGGAGAACCUGUACUUCAGAGAGAAGAAGUUUUCUGUGGAAGUUCAUGACCCUCGCAGCAGGGCGUCGGUGACCCGAAGGACGUUUGGCCACAGUGGCAUCGCGGUGCACACCUGGUAUGCCUGCCCCGCCCUGAUAAAGUCCAUCUGGGCCAUGGCCAUCAGCCAGCACCAGUUCUACCUGGACAGAAAACAGAGCAAGUCAAAAAUCCAUGCGGCACGAAGCCUGAGUGAGAUCGCGAUUGACCUGACGGAGACUGGAACACUGAAGACUUCCAAACUGGCCAACAUGGGCAGCAAGGGAAAGAUUAUCAGCGGGAGUAGUGGGAGUCUUCUGUCAUCAGGUUCCCAGGAGUCGGAUAGCUCCCAGACCGCCAAGAAGGACAUGCUAGCUGCCCUCAAGGCCAGGCAAGAAGCCCUGGAGGAGACACUGCGGCAGCGACUGGAGGAGCUCAAGAACAUCUGCAUCCGAGAGGCAGAACUGACUGGUAAGCUGCCCAAGGAGUACCCCCUGGACCCGGGCGAGGAGCCUCCGACUGUCCGCCGCAAGAUUGGCACAGCGUUCAAGCUGGAUGAACAGAAGAUACUGCCAAAGGGAGAGGAGGAGGAGCUGGAGAGGCUGGAGCGGGAGUUCGCCAUCCAGUCGCAGAUCACCGAGGCGGCGCGGCGGCUGGCCAGCGACCCCCACGUCACCAGCAAGAAGCUGAAGAAGCAGCGGAAGACCUCCUACCUGAACGCCCUCAAGAAGCUGCAGGACAUCGAGAACGCCAUCAACGAGCACCGUGUCCGCUCGGGCAAGAAGCCCACGCAGCGGGCAUCACUCAUUAUAGAGGAGGCGAAUCUCGGCUCUGAAGACAGCUCCCUGUCAGACGCUCUGGUCCUCGACGACGAUGAUUCUCAGGGGACGGUCACCUUCUCGCCCGCCGCCUCCCCCCACAGGGGCCUGCCGCCCCGUCCCCCCUCCCACGGCCGGCCCCCGCCCCCACAGUCCCUGGAGGGGCUCCGCCACCUGCACUACCAGCGCAGCGACUACGACAAGUCCCCCAUCAAGCCCAAGAAGUGGAGCGAGUCCUCGCUGGACGAGCCCUACGAGCGCGUCAAGAAGCGCUCCUCCCACGGUCACUCCAGCAGCCACAGGAGGUUCCCCAGCACGGGGAGCUGCUCGGAGGCCGGAGGGAGCUCCUCCCUGCAGAGCAGCCCGGUCAGGACCCUCCCCCACUGGAGCUCGCAGUCCAGCAUGCCCUCCACCCCUGACCUGAGGACUCGCGCCACGCACUACGUCCACUCCACCAGGUCUGUGGACCUGAGCCCCACGCGGCUGCACAGCCUGGCUCAGCACUUCCGCAACCGGAGCUCCAGCCUGGAGUCGCAGGGCAAGCCGCUGGGCUCGGAGCCCGAGACGGGCAGCCCGGACUUCUGCACGCCGGGCACGCGCAGCAGCAACGGGUCCGACCCGCUGGACGACUGCUCGUCCUGCGCCAGCCACUCCAGCUCCGAGCACUACUACCCCGCCGCCCCCUCCUCCGCCGGCAACCCCAACUACUCCACCCUGGCCGAGGACUCGCCCUCCAAGGCCCGGCAGCGCCAGCGCCAGCGCCACAAGUCCGCCGGCCAGCUGGGCUCCUCCAACUCGGGCAGCAUGCCCAACCUGGCGGCCAAGAACGGCGUGGGCGGCGGGGGCGGGCACCACGGGGUCUACCUGCACAGCCAGAGCCAGCCGUCCUCGCAGUACCGCAUCAAGGAGUACCCGCUGUACGUGGACGGCAGCGCCGCCCCGGUGGUGGUGCGCAGCCUGGAGAGCGACCAGGAGGGCCACUACAGCGUCAAGGCCCAGUUCAAGACCUCCAACUCCUACACGGCCGGCGGCAUGUACCGCGAGGCCUGGCACGGGGCCGAGGAGGGGGGCGAGGGCGGCGGCGGGGGUGGGGGGAGCGGGGGGCGCCUGACCCCGUCCCGCUCACAGAUCGUACGGACUCCCUCCUUGGGCCGGGAGGGCGGGGGCGGGGGCGGGGUGAGCAGGACGGCGGUUUCGGACGAGCUCAGGUGCUGGUACCAGCGCUCCUCCGGGUCGCUGAAGGAGCACGGCAGGAGGGAGCAGGGCGGGUCCGGCGUUUCGGACGGCGGCUCGCAGUACGGGACGCUGCAGAGCGCCGCGGGACACGGGCGCGUCAGGAAGGCCAAGGCCGCCUCAGCCGCUUCGCCUCAGAGCCAGCGGAGCGCGACCCCGUCCAGCGAGCUGGCCGCCACGCCCCCCUGCAGCCCCCAGCACAUCCUCAGCUGGCAGAGCGGCUCAUACAACGACAAAUGUUUCUUGGACAGUCCUCUGUACUCGGAAUUGGCAGACGUCCAGUGGUAUGGACGAGAGAAGGCCAAGCCGGGGACACUGGUCUGACCCCCCCCACCACUGUCGCCCCACCUCCACCCCUCACACGAGCAUCCUCCGGGCUUGUGAGUCUGUGGGCGGAACUUCCCCCAGACCAGCCCUCCUCUGGAAGCACCCCCCCCCUUAUCACACCCAUGCCCAGCGCUGGGCCGUGGGCUCGACCCUUCCCCCUCCCCUCAUACAGCAGGGGACUCUGGGACCCUUUGCCCCAUAGGACUGGACAGCACCGUGAGCCAGGCCCCAGACCUAGUGGCGGGCACCAAGUCCCCCCAACAAGCCCACAGCAACCGCUGUAUGCACAAACCGGAACCUUCCAACCACUGUGGGAGUUUGUGACACAAAGCCACAAGUCUGAUCGCUCAGACAUAAUCCAUCUCCAGCGCAAUACUGAUAUCUCCAUACUGCAGAGUGAGCCUAUCGUCUAGCUCAACCAGGAUUAACCUCUCUCUUUUUUUGACAAUGACAGCACACUCUUUCAUCAUUCCGGAAACUCCUCAGCCCGAACCAGAGGAUCUGGAAAAAAUAUGGGUUGAAAUGGAGGUUCUUGUAACAGACCAAUACAUGAUUUUUAAUUUUUUUUAGUUUUUAGUUUUGUUUCCUUAAAAAAAUAGCUGCAAAGACAGAUUUUUGCCAUCUCUUGAAAAUCUCAAACUAUUUUUAAGGAGGAGUUUUCCUCUUGGAUGUUGUGUGAGCGUCCCCCUGUUGGAGUAUCCCCACAUAAGUCUUUGUCCGCCACAGUGCAUCUCCUGAGCCCCUCCCACUACCAAAGAUCCACUCUCCUAAAAGAACGCAGGAUUUGAUGGAGGUUGACCCUGACCAAUCCUUUUAAGCAGCACCAGCUUUUAAACAGCACAGUGUCCAGCAUGGUCCAGACACCCCCCCCCCCCUCCCCUCCAGUGCUGGAUUCCCUAGCCGUAACGGUAAUGUUUCUGCCGGAACUGAUCUGUUUGACUUUGCGUGACUGCCUUCCUGGCACUGCACGGUGAAUCCCUCCCCCACUGAAACCGCACAAAACUGAGGAACAGCGUCAAUGUACGUUUGCGUCUCCAGCUCUCUUGGGAUCGCUGGAACUGUCGCUUCAUUUAAAUGUUUCGGUGUCACUCAAACCCUUUCUACAUGCCUUUCCUGUCACGUGACCCCACACAUAUAAUUUGGUAAGAUGAGACUGCAUUUUUUUUAAAGAGUUUCUGGUAUUUGUCUACAGCCAGGAGAGAUUUGGCCAAUCAGAUCUCAGAACCUCAGAUCUCAGCGUUUGCACAGUGGUCCAGAUGCCAAUGUAGUGACUAAUUAGAUUGUUUAGAGUCCAGUGUUAGCGGGUGAUUAGCGGUGAGAGGUACCCUUAUGAGGAUCCUUGUCUCAGGGUGUCAUAAGUGCCCAAGUUCUCACUCCGGAUCAACAGAAGUGCCAGUCCACUAUGGUGCUCUAUCACCUGUGUGGCCUGUAAACAGCCAUGCAGCAGAAAGUCAAUGAGCCAACAGUGCUAACCGCCUAUAAGUACUCAGUAUGCAGGUAGACACGAGGUCGCGUUUUCUCCACCUGUGUCCUACCAAUCACAGCGCCACAUUUUUGAGCUGCAGCCUCAUUGUGCAGUGGCCAGCAAUCAAGUACAGCUUGUGUCCGUAUUUUACCAGUGGUUUAUUGGCCUGGUUUAUUGGUCACCGCAACUGCAACAUAACCUGCAAUGUAGCCACAACCUGAAAAGGUUGUUGAAGCAUUCUCUGAUCGAAGCCCUUGGGAAUAUGAACGGAGGUGCACUGAAUACAAGGCAUGCUAUUGCAACAAUUAGGUCUUGGUUCAGUAAUGUUAAUAACACGAAAUGCUCAGAUUUGAAAGAAAAUGAAAGACUUAAGAGAUUUUGCAUUAAGACGUAUCGGUAGAAUAAAAUUCUUUAUGCUACUGUGGUCACUUUAACAUCACUUCUGGUUAAAUGAUAUUAACUACAAUUGGGGCAAUAAACCCCACAAAUGCUAGCCUAAUCCAUACCUCUUGUUCAUUCAGUUCAUCAUUGCUAAGGAAGUUUUCAUACAGUAAACCCCAGUGUUCAGUGAUCUCAGAUUGCACUAUGUCUCACUGAAAACAAGGCUGUCUUUUUUUUUUUUUUUUACUGAACAUUGGAAAGACUGUGAUGGACUAUCAGGGUGCUGUCAUUAAGAGAUCAUCAAUGCAUGCUGCUUUACUACGCCUUAUCCAGAUUUCAUCAGCAGAUGUUAUUGCACAAAUAGCAUAUUGUUGUAAGAGAACAGUCUGAGGGUCAACGAUAUUUCACAGUUUAAAAUAUACUACAGUCCAGGGAUUUCCAACUCUGGUCCUGCAAUUUUAUGUCAAACAUUAAUGUUAAAAGUAAUGAAUAUUCCAUAUUCAUUUAAGGACUUUAAUCUGUGAGAUCAGUUCUCAGGCAACAAAUGCUUUUGGUUACAUUUAGUAUUGUUUAUGUCCUAGAUUCUGAAAAUGUGGACAUCUCGUACUGGAAACAAAACAAAUGAAACAAAUAGAAAUGAGCCAAACCCAGACUGUGAAAAUCUGUUUCAGAAAAAAAUUGUGGAACUAAAACACUUGAUUUCAAAAACCUUAAUUAAUCAAGAGAUUGGGUGGAACAAAAAACAACAUGCAUAGGAGUACUCCAGGACCAGGGUUGGCUACCUCUGCUAUAGUCAGCGUUGUGUUCUCUCUCUCCACAUUGAGAAAAUAGCACAUUUUUGUAUCUGGAAAAAUGCACUUCUGCAGAGACAAUGCAUUUGUAUCAUUGUUUUAAAACAAAGCUGAGGGACUUGAUAUAUGGGGUGGGGGUCUGUGAUAUAUUAGAAGUUACUUGGGUUUGAACUGUUGUAAAAUAUAUCUUGCUUCAUUACUUCAGUUGUGGUAAUAUUCCACUGAAAACAGGGUUUUACGCCACCGUGUUGAGCUAUCUGUCAUUACAUUUGGACUUGGUGGAGGUUCUUUAUAGCAUCGGCUAUACAAAACAGGAUAAAAUAGAGAUAUGUGGAAGCCAUACGUCUGACUUUCCUUCCCCCACAUGUACACACUUGCAUUGAAUUUAUAUUUUAGGAACUAAAUGCGUAUUAUAAAGCACACCUUUCUGCCAAUCAAAAUGGUUGACAUUAUAUGAUGUGUGGUGAUGGGGGUUGAGAGUAGUGUUUGGUAGAGAUACAAGAGACUGGAGGGUUAUCCUUCCCUACAGGUCUGUACAGACUACAGGGUUGCUGUAGCAAUACAGAACAUGUAACCAGGAUAAUCUGAGAAUGUGGCAGGCCUCAAAUUUCAGUUAGAAUUCAGAGUUUGAAGCUCAAAGGAAUAUCUCUGAGCAGACUAAAUUAUGGUGAGAGUAUGAAUUGUAAACGUAUCACUGUUCAGUCCCAUUUGUCCACAGAUUCCCAGAUUAUUGUCAAAGUCCUUAACAUGUUAGCCCCUCACACUAUAUUGGUGUGUUACUGACAUUCCAAGUGUAGUAAAUGAAGAGGUCCCAUUCAGUGCCCAAGAAGGACAUUUCCUGUUUCUUCCAAAGCAUGUUACACAGGUACAUUGUGGAUCCUGGAACAAAUCACUGAAAGUGGCUGUCAAUUUUAAACAGUGCCCUUCUUGAGGGAGGACCAUUCUGUCUCCAUAACCCUGUGGUAAUUUAUGAUCAUCAAAUCCAAAACUGUGUCGUACCUUCUACCUACUCACCAUCACAACAUUGCUGUAUUUAUUCAGAAUAAAAGUAACUUUUUAUAUAUAAAGAAGGAUAAACUAACACAUCUGUCAUCAUUUACAGCAGUGGAAGGCAGGCUGUCUUUAAAAAAAAAAAAACCCAUUGACCGUUGUUUUAUUGAUGUCCAGUUAUUUUUUAGGUAAAUCCGUAUUAGAUUUUAGUUCAGGCAUAGUAACAACUCUUUCAGGUGCUACAGAAUGAGGUGUGGAAUUUCUUUUACUGUCAUCAAUAAUCCUAAUAUAAGUUGUGCAAAAUGAAGGACUUUAGUUUUAAACUAAAACUCUCCCUCCAUCUGACAGUACAGCAUGUAUCUGGAUUUUGUUAGGUUCUGUUCGACUGUAACCAAACAAAAGCUAUAUGUUGUAGAAGAAAGAAAAUGUGGAAUUGUAACGAGAAACAAAUUCCGCUGUUAAUUUAUUCUUUUUUUCUAUUAAGAAUUUGUAUAGUAACUUUACAUUUUUUCAAACUGUGUUGUUGGCAACCGAUAAUGAAUUUUUCCAGAUGAGAAAACUUGGUGGUUCUUGAGAUUAUGAAAAUAAAUUAUUGCUGAAUGUUCUCAAAA
This is a messenger RNA of Anguilla rostrata (American eel), 9135 nucleotides long. RefSeq names its product FERM domain-containing protein 4A-like. NCBI's taxonomy places the organism in Eukaryota, Metazoa, Chordata, Actinopteri, Anguilliformes, Anguillidae. Gene Ontology annotation, cellular component: adherens junction; bicellular tight junction; cytoskeleton. Bases 1757 to 4894 code for a protein of 1045 amino acids. The record is from RefSeq and is a predicted model, not a curated record. Gene Ontology annotation, biological process: establishment of epithelial cell polarity. The transcript has 23 exons.